Messenger RNA from Artibeus jamaicensis (Jamaican fruit-eating bat), 3940 nucleotides. It is a transcript of the gene PRSS57, whose product is annotated as serine protease 57. Gene Ontology annotation, molecular function: serine-type endopeptidase activity. Bases 2822 to 3796 code for a protein of 324 amino acids. Lineage: Eukaryota; Metazoa; Chordata; Mammalia; Chiroptera; Phyllostomidae. The transcript has 6 exons. Gene Ontology annotation, biological process: proteolysis. The record is from RefSeq and is a predicted model, not a curated record.
UGUGUGUGCAAAGGAAAAUAACUUUGGAUGUGUUCUCAGGAAAGAUGCAUCAGGAUCCACCCCAAAGGGGCAGGGACACUGCUACCUCUUUCUUUAUAGGCCUUUUCAUUUCCCCUUUUUUCAGUGAAUGUGCAUUCAUUUGGCAUGCAAACAAUGAGAAAAAUUAGCAGAUUUAGAAAAGAAAAGAGAACCCAAGAAACAUCAGGGGCCCUGAACUUGAGUUCCAGCUCAGAGCCACGUGUGCUGUGUGACCCUGGGUCUGUUUCUUAACCUGUCUGAGCCUCACCUCCUCAUCUCCAAGGGCAGCUGGAAGAGGUAACAGAGUGAAUACCCAGGAAAGGUUUGGGACAGGGCCCAGCACACAGGAGCUCAGGGUGUGACAAACUCUUUCUGUAAAGGGCCAGAUAGUAAAUAUUUUCAGCAUUGCAGCCCUUGGUCUUCCAUUGCAACAUGAAAGCAGCCAGGGGCAAUAUGUACACAUAUGGCUGAGCAAAAGGGAGCUGUGUCCGCUCAGUCCAAAAAGAUUUAUUGAGCACCUACUGUGUACCUGGCGGUGUUAGGUGCCAGGGAUGCAGAAGCCUUGUGCUCGGAGAAAUGACAUUUUUGUCUACUAAGUGAAUGAUUCAAGGUUUGAGGGAUGCUGGGUGCAUUUUGUUCAAAAAUAGGAGUAAGAGUGCUCACUUCUGCAGCACAUAUACUAAAAUUGGAAUGACACAGAGAAGAUCAGCAUGGCUCCUGUGAGAGGAUGACAUGCAAAUUCAUGAAGCGUUAAAAAAAAAAAGAAAAUAGGAGGAAGAGGAGGAGUGUAUAUCAACUGCUGGGACCACCCCCCCUUCCCACAAACCGUUCUCCAGUGUCGCUAGCCCAACCUUCCUGGGCUCCCAUCUCAGACCAAAAGCCAAAUUCCUUGAAGUUCUCAAGUGGCUGCCUGGGGACUCCAGGUCCCCAACAUCCACACCCCAGACGCAGGCAUGCAUGUAGUCACUUGCAGGGGAUUGGCCGGAGGUGGGCAACAUCUGAGCUGGGGAAGUGAGGCCAGGCCCAGAAAGGGGGGGGAGAGGCAUCCCUGGUGGGAGGGGCAGACCUCAAAAAGGCAUGGAGGCAACCAGUAGAUGUUUUUCUCACGCAUCAAUGUGUCUCUUCCUCUUUCUCCCUGACCUUCUCUCUAAAAAAUAAAUAAAAUCUUAAAAAAGAAAAGGCACGGCGGGGGAACUAGACAGGUUAUGUCGUGAACUAAAGCAGUGGUCUGGGGUAGACCUUGCACCCUUUCACCCUCCAGAGAGGCGUCCACCUCACCCACUCCCUCCUCUUCUCCGCUCAGGGUGCUGUAGCUCCUAUCCGUGUGGGGCCCCGCCGCCUCCCUAGACCACUUGCAACCGCGGUUUCUAUGAUGACUCCCCUUUCUCUUUCACUUCCUUGGCCUCCUCUGCCUAUCUAGAAUGUCACCAUCCCCAGCACCCCUGCCCCUGCCCUGAGCACACCUCACAGCUGUGGCUGCCCCAAGACAUCCUCUGGGGCCCUUGGACUCCAGGGGAGUGGACCCCAAAAGCCCACUCCUCUUCUGUCUCCGAGUCAGAGACCCCUUUACCUCCCCCCAGCCCUGACUCCAGCCCAUGCCUUGUGUCUCCCAUUCCAAAGGGGCCAAGAAAGGUUAAACUGGACAUGAAAGGGACUGUAUCGCAGAAGGAAGGGGCUCUGGAGCUUCCCCUCCCCCAGCUUCAUAACUCCAAACCUCAGGCCCAGACCAGGUGGGGCCCUUCACAGAGCAGCAUGCCAGAGCCCUGACCCCUGCUCUCCUCCUGGUCUGCUCCAUGGCCCUGGGAGCCCUGGACUUAACAGGCAAGGGGGAUGGGGACCCGAUGGGGCUACCCAGUUCUGGCCAGUGCAGCACUGGUCCAUCUGCAGAUCAGCAGAAUGUAAAUUCACUUCCCAGGGAGACUGUGUCUCUGCAUAUGAGAGUUCUCAGAAAAGGAAUUAAUAUGACCAUGAGUUAAUCUCCUCAAUAUACAAAGAGUUCCAACAAAUCAAUAAAGAAAGUGUUUAGUAAGCGGAGCUAUCAUUAUCAUCAUCAUCAUCAACACCGUUGUUGUUGAGUCUCCUCUGACUGAGAAAACCACCCAAUCCUCCAUGAAAAGAUCCGUCAAGGACUAUAGUCCAGGAGUUCUGGGUUCGAGACCCUCUUCCAUGUAGCCCCAUCUUCAACCCAGUUUUGGGUUGGACAAUACUGGCCCUUACUCAGGGCUUCUGGGAGCUGGUUAGUUGGGGCUAUAAAGGACAGUUGCCUGUUUCAUAACUGCUUAUCAGAUGGGAAGGACGUGGGCCCACCUGUGGGUGAAACUGGCCCCUUAGAGACGGUAGCUGUCCUGGGGCUACAACCCUGGUCCCCUCCCGCCCUCUCUGUGCAGCCUUGGCCAAGGCACUUAACCUCUCUCUGCCUCAGGUUCCCCACCAGUGACGUGAGGAUAGAAAUAAUACAUCCUUGGGUCAUUCCAGGAUUAAAUGAUUUCCACAUAUCUGAAGCUUCAGUUGAUAUUUAUAUAUUUUUAAAUCGCUCAAGGAUAUGGUGUUUUUUAAAUUGAUUUUUAGAGAGAGAAGAAGGGAAAGGGGCAGAGGGGAUAUCUAUGUGGAUAGAAACAUCAAUUGGCUGCCUCCUGCACGUACCCUGAUCAAACCCAAAACCUCAGUAUAUGCCCUGACCAGGAAUCAAACCCACCAACUUUUUGUGAAUGGGACGACACUUCCAACUGAGCCACACAUCCACGGUGUCAGCUGAUAUUUAUGUCAACCCCCCAAGGGUGUGUGGCUGGAAGAACUGACCAAGAUGCUGGGUAAAUUGGGGGACAGAGAAGGAUCAACAACCUCAAGGCGGUUGAAUCAUCGGUGUCCCAGAACCACCAGUUCAGAUCUGGUCGUUGCUGAUGGGGCCUGGCAGGGCCUCCAACCACAGACCACAGCUGGGUUCCCCCUUUCCGGGCCGUUGAAUGAGGGCUCCUGGGGGGCCAGGAUCAUUGGGGGCCGAGAGGUGAUCCCACACUCCCGUCCCUACAUGGCAUCGGUGAGCUUCAAUGGCCAGCAUCACUGCGGGGGCUUCCUGCUCCGCGCCCGAUGGGUGGUCUCAGCGGCCCACUGCUUCAGCAACAUAGACCUCCGAACGGUUCUGGUGGUGCUGGGGGCCCACGCCCUUCGCACCUCAGAGCCCACUCAGCAGGUGUUUGGCAUCUCGGCUGUCAUCGGGCACCCUGACUUCCACCCCACAACCCACGCCAAUGACAUCUGUCUGCUGCAGCUGAACAGCUCUGCCAUCCUGGGUCCUGCAGUGGGACUGCUGGAGCUGCCUAAAAGAGAUGCCAGGCCACUCAAGGCCGGGGCGUGGUGCCGGGUGGCUGGCUGGGGCUCUGUGUCCAACUUUGAAGAGCUGCCACCUGGGCUGAUGGAAGCCAAGGUCCGCGUGCUAGACUUGGACAUCUGCAACAGCUCCUGGAGUGGCCACCUGAGCCCUGCUAUGGUCUGCACUCACAGUGGGGACCGACGGCGACGAGGCUUCUGCUCAGCAGACUCUGGGGGGCCCCUGGUGUGCAGGAACCGGGCCCACGGCCUCGUUUCCUUCUCCGGCGUCUGGUGUGGCGACCCCAAGACUCCAGAUGUGUACACACAGGUGUCCACUUUCGUGCCCUGGAUCUGGGACGUGGUUCGGCGACACCUGCAUGACCCUCAGCCCAGCCCCCCACCCAGGACCACUGGGGCCCCCACGGGGGCUGCCCAAACCACAGCAGCACUGGGUACACAAAUGAGAUGACACCCAGUGCAAACAGCUCCAGCCUGGGAAACUCCGUGGCUGGGGGAGGGGGUCCAUGGGGCCCCAAACCCAGGAAGCUUUGGUUGGGGUGUGGGCAUCAGUUACAAACAAAAAGGGCAAAAUUAACUGAAUAAAUGUUAACUA